Molecule: messenger RNA, 1586 nt
Organism: Branchiostoma floridae (Florida lancelet)
Lineage: Eukaryota; Metazoa; Chordata; Leptocardii; Amphioxiformes; Branchiostomatidae
Product: glutamate receptor ionotropic, delta-1-like
Exons: 3
Coding region: 255-941 (228 amino acids)
Biological process (GO): modulation of chemical synaptic transmission; synaptic transmission, glutamatergic
Cellular component (GO): postsynaptic membrane; plasma membrane
Molecular function (GO): transmitter-gated monoatomic ion channel activity involved in regulation of postsynaptic membrane potential; glutamate receptor activity
Source: RefSeq, a predicted model, not a curated record
GGAACUUAUCCAAAUUUUUGGAACUUAUAAAAAUUUGAAAUGACGCAGAUUAUCUGCCACUUACGACCCGUUUCUGCAUGUCCCGGAUGUAGCUCUAGACAGGUCCAUUCUGUGAACAAGGCUAACGAAGUUCAGAAAAACUGCAUCAUUCACAAAUCAAGACCAUGAAAGUACACACGCGAAAACACACAAAAUCACACGCACUCACGACCACACACACAAGCACAGACAUGGCGAAGUGACUUACUAACCUGAUGAAACUGUUCACGGGCCUGGCCAUGGCUACGCCAGUCUUCUCAAACCAAUGUGUAUAUUCUGUAUGCCCGAGAACUCCAGGUCAGUACGCGUUCGUGUGGGACCAGGCCGUUCUGGAACAUGCCGUACGAACAGACCCAGACUGUCGGCUCACAGUCGUACGACAGUCGGACCAGAUAAGGGGUUAUGGCAUCGCUUUCCCACAGGGACACCCACUAAAGGACCAAGUCUCCCUGGCCAUUCUCCAGCUACAAGAAAACGGAAGGUUAGAGGAAUUGAAAGAAAAAUGGUGGCCACGGCACGGCAGGUGCAUGCUGGGUAAACGCCAUAUUUCCAAGUCAUCAUCUCUCAGUCUGAGGAAGUUUUCCGUGGUCUUCUGUCUGUUGGCUGGUGCCAUUUUCCUGGCCUUUCUUGUGGCGGGGCUAGAAAGAGUGAUCCGGAGAAGGAGACAUAGGGAAAGAAGGUCAUCCACUUCUGAGAAGAGCGCCACCGGUCCCACGCCCUCUUCUGUCACCGUGACGUCAGAUGCGAGCGGGGAUCUUCACAUCGUAGUGGUGCCGUCACUCAGGCUGGCGGCGUCUCAGCAACAGGGCGGGGCCGACAAGAGACAGGCCACGAUUUACACCGACAUCUCUGAGGCGGCAGAUUCAGCUGAAAAUUUAAAGGACCUUACGAUACCUCUGUGAGGUGUCUUAAAAUCAAACCAUUUAUAGUUCUCAGUCAGUGCGAUUUCACUCCUUCUGUAAAAGCCCGUAUAAUGACCGCAAUAGAAGUGAUUUCAUCAUACUCGUGUAAAAAGAAAUGCAAACAGGACUAGAGAGAUAUUUUCUCUUGUCUAAGUGCAGUUAUCGACAGAAUUGUAUCAAAACCAUAUAAUAGCACAGCUGCUGCAAUACUUGAAGCUUCAGAUCAAUCUAAAUCCUCAGAUGAUAUUUCAAAUCAAAACGUGGAGUUGAAAGUUCAUCUGUGUUUGUAAAGUCAUCUUGGAUCAGAGAUAAACUGUACCUUACAAUAAAUGAACUGGCCCAAAUUUUCGAUUAACCAUCUCCAGUCUUUGUCAAGGAAUGAGCUAUCAACUGCAAAUUGUGGUACAUGGUGGUCCCGUCAAUGCAGCUAGGUGUCGCCGCAAACAAUGUGGUCCCAAACACAAAGAAUGGUCAUAUACAAGCACUUUUUAUGCGAUCCCAAACACAAAAUAUUGACAUAUAUACUAGGAUAAUCAUUGUGUUGUUUAUGAAGAAAUGAACUUGUUAUCCAGUGGUUAUUCAAUCUUAUCAAAUCAUUUACGGACAUAUUGUUAGCUAUUUCGACUGAGGCUGUUUCAAACAGAC